Messenger RNA from Lepisosteus oculatus (spotted gar), 1099 nucleotides. RefSeq lists its product as uncharacterized. Lineage: Eukaryota; Metazoa; Chordata; Actinopteri; Semionotiformes; Lepisosteidae. The record is from RefSeq and is a predicted model, not a curated record.
GUGAUCCCUCCCUCUUACCUGGAGUGUGACGUAGGACUGAUCCUAAGCUUUUCCCAGGCCUUCAGGGAAUGAAAACUGAGAACUGUUCAAACAAGCACCAGGAAGAAACAUUGCUAAACUCUUCUCGGAUAAACUCAUUCGCUCAGAUACAGAGUGAGGAUCUGGUUCCUACAUGUACAAAAAUGAGCCAGAAGCUCAUCACUUUACCACUCUUGGCUGUUGCUCUGGGUCUAUUAUCUGCAAUCCCUCUGUUGGCAGAAGCUGUUACAUUUAUUGCUGAAGUUGCAACUUUGAACAGUGUAUCCACAACCCCCUCUGUACAGUUGAGCACCACCAUGGCCAGCACAACAGCAACAGAGAAAACAACAUCUCAAACAGAAGCAAUAACCAGUAAAGCACCCGAAUUUGCUUCAGAGACAACUCCUCUCAGAAAUGCAACUGGAUUCACAACAGAUUCCUCCAGUGGUGAUUCCACAUCUGUGUCGAAGAGCACCAUAUCUGAUCCUUCACCCACAGCCAUGUCAACAUCAACAGCCCAGGGGACUCAUGCAAUUACUACUGCAAUAAGUACAUCACAGUCCACCCACAAUCAGUCAGUAUCAACCCUGUUACCCAAUGUCACAGGGAGUAGUCCACUGAUCCCCACUUCAUUUUACUUCACUCUCACCACUCCCACUUUAGGUGAACAUUUUGGUCUCAGCUAUUCUGAAAAGGCUAUCACCAUUUUCCUCAGUAUUAUUCUUGGGGUGGCAGUUCUCGUGUUAUUCAUGUACAGCCUUAACAAAUGCAAGAAGAAGAAGACUCAGUAUGUACACCGACCCCUCUACAACAACCAUGAUGACACAGUGAACAGGUACAGGACACCAGAAGACACCCUUGUGAUUUCAGGAGGACUAUAUGAUGGUCCUCAAAUCUACAACCCUAACAUGACAGUUUUGGAUGAGGAUGAUGAAUUCCAUUCAGAAAAUCCUGCUUUUACCAACCAACCUCCACAAUUCCGUCUGGAAUUCUUGUCUGAAGAACAAGAAAGGUCUCCUGACUUGGGAGUUAAUACCUUUGAAACCUUUAAUGCUCCAACUGAGGAAACAUAAUGCUUUCC